UACACAAGCCUUGAAAAGAAUAUGAAAAUAGGUACCAUUUCACGCUGGUAUAUAAAGCUCUUAAUAUUAAACAAAAACCAAAAAAAGCGUGUUGUCAAUUUGAUCCGGAAUGGUGUAAUGUAAACGAAAAUAUGAAAAAAGCUGAUGGAUUAUUGGAAAUGUACACGACCAAUGAUAUCGACAUUCUGAUAUUGCCAGAGAUGGCUUUCACAGGAUAUGUGUUUAAAAGCACAGAAGAAAUUUUGCCUUACUUGGAGGACUCUGAAACAGGUCCAUCAGUGCAAUGGGCAAAGAAGCAAGUUGUUGGAUAUCCACAGAAAACAGAUCAAGCCAACUAUAAUAGUAUAUGCUGUGUGAAUGCCCAAGGUUCAGUUAUUUAUACGUACCAAAAGGCAUUCCUAUACGAAACAGACGAGAACUGGGCAGAAGAAGGCCCUGGCUUUGUAUCUCUGAAUGUAAAUGGAUUAGGAAAGGUCGGGUUUGGUAUUUGCAUGGAUUUGAAUCCCUAUAAAUUUAAAGCGGAUUUUCAGGAUUAUGAAUUUGCAAAUUAUCAUUUGCAACACGAUACAGAAAUUAUAAUAUGUAGUAUGGCUUGGUUACGAAGUAAAGAUAGUAUGUCUACAAUCAAAUACUGGGCAACGAGGUUAUUGCCACUUUAUCAAGAAGCCGAUGAUGGUAAACGAACAAUAUUUGCUGCCUGUAAUAGAACUGGUUUAGAAAGAGGAUCUGAAUUUGCUGGGGCGAGUUGUGUACUGGAAAUAACGAAUGAAAAUAUUACCAUUCUAGAUCAUAUGAACCUUGAUACUGGCGUUAUAAUCGUACAAGCAUAAUAAUAAAAAAUGGUU
Messenger RNA from Mucor mucedo, 845 nucleotides. RefSeq names its product carbon-nitrogen hydrolase. The transcript is spliced from 6 exons. NCBI's taxonomy places the organism in Eukaryota, Fungi, Mucoromycota, Mucoromycetes, Mucorales, Mucoraceae. Gene Ontology annotation, biological process: protein catabolic process. The coding region runs from base 132 to 830 and encodes 232 amino acids. The record is from RefSeq and is a predicted model, not a curated record. Gene Ontology annotation, molecular function: protein-N-terminal asparagine amidohydrolase activity; protein-N-terminal glutamine amidohydrolase activity.